AGAAACCAAAUCACACCCACCCUGGCCACGCCUCGACGCGACUCAUCUCGUCGUUUCCCCUUCGGAGGCCUGCCUGCCAGAUUCAUCCCUCCCUCCCCUCCCGGUCUCCCCCACCCGACUUGCCUCCAAAAGCAAAGCCCCCCGCCAUUCACUACUCCGGCUUCACCUUAAUCACGCUCUUAAUCCUCGAACCCUCACGGAGCGGGGGUUUGGUCGGCAGGACUGCCUCCCGCGGGCUCGGCUACGCUCACUCCGCCCCUCCCCGACCCCCGAGCAGGCGCAAGUCCCCUCCUCGACUUCGCGAAUUGAGGGAAGGAGAGAGAAGACUUAAGUCUAGUCCGGGUCAGCCAUGAUGGAGAGGAGGUCGCUGCUGGAGGCGCUGGUCACAGCGGCGCAGGGAGGUUCCUCACAGACGUCGGUGCUGUCCAUGCUCAAGUACGCCGUGAUGCCCAUCGCCAAGGUAUUCACCGUCUGCUUCAUGGGUUUCCUCAUGGCCACCAAGUACGUCAACAUCCUCCAGCCCAACGGCCGCAAGCUUCUCAACGGGCUUGUGUUCUCACUUCUGCUUCCUUGCCUUAUAUUUUCCCAACUGGGUAGCGCAAUCACGAUCGAGAAGUUGCUGCAGUGGUGGUAUAUUCCAGUAAAUAUCGUUGUAGGUGCUGUGUCCGGUUCUCUCAUUGGCUUUGUGGUGGCGUCUAUCAUUCGGCCUCCUUAUCCGUACUUCAAGUUCACUGUUAUACACAUUGGAAUAGGAAAUAUUGGAAAUAUACCUCUGGUUCUCAUUGCAGCAUUAUGUCGCGAUCCAUCCAAUCCUUUUGGUGAUUCUGAUAAAUGCAGCCAAGACGGAAAUGCAUAUAUCUCAUUUGGUCAAUGGGUUGGUGCGAUUAUUGUUUACACGUAUGUGUUCAAGAUGCUUUCUCCACCACCAGGAGAGACCUUUGAUGGUGAAGAGGAGAAACUUCCAGUUAUGGCAUCUGGAGAGAAUACGUUGCCUGAACUAGGUAAAUAUCCAACAAGCACUCGGAAUAGUACUGUACCUGAGAAUGAGCCUUUGUUAUCUGUUGAGGGGGACAAAAAAGGUGCUACUUCUCUAGGAUCAAAGAUAAUUGGCUAUGUUAGAUGCGUGGUUAAAUUCCUAAAAGACAAGCAGCUUCUUCAGCCACCAAUUAUUGCCUCUGUUUUUGCAAUUGGCAUCGGUGUUGUUCCAUUCUUGAAGGGUUUGAUAUUCACGGACGAUGCACCUCUAUUCUUCUUCACAGACAGCUGUCUCAUUCUUGGGGAAGCUAUGAUCCCAUGCAUUUUGCUUGCUGUGGGAGGCAACCUUGUUGAUGGUCCUGGUGAAGGAAGUAAGAGACUUGGUAUGCGAACCACCAUUGCAAUUAUUUUUGCACGGUUGGUCUUGGUUCCUAUUGCUGGGGUUGGCAUUGUCUUGCUAGUUGAUAAACUCGGUUUCAUUCCCAAAGAUGACAAAAUGUUCAAGUUUGUCCUACUACUGCAGCAUUCUAUGCCCACAUCAGUUUUGUCAGGUGCUGUUGCAAACCUGAGAGGGUGUGGAAAAGAAUCGGCCGCCAUCUUGUUCUGGGUGCACAUUUUUGCAGUGUUUUCCAUGGCAGCAUGGAUUAUUUUCUAUUUGACCUUGCUCUUCUAAGUACGUGGCUUCCAAGACUACCGAACGGCAAUGCCUGCAAAAAUUAGUUACUGUCAAAAAAAAAUAUCGAAGAAGAUAGUGUCAUGACUUGUACAAUAGCUACUAAAUCCUUGUGGCAGCUCUGGAGGUACGAGUUGUAUCGGUGCAUAUAUGGUUCAUCAUGCCCGCCUGUGCAAAUGCCACUGUUAUGUUAAAUUUGCCUCCUGGCUGCUGCAAGUAUGGAGGGAUGAGAAUCGCAGCAGCUAGUGCCCUGCCCAUAUAUACCAUCAGGCUACCUUAACCUCUUAGACUGGGUUUGCUGCCCUUAUUAUUGUCACCUGUAUUUAAAAUAUUUCGAUCCAUUUGCCUACUUGGUUCAGGUGUAAUUUGGGUGGCGUAUCUGUGAAUUUUGAUGGCCCAGUAGUCAGUUCUUGAAUUCAGAUAGCAACUAUAUAAGCAUAUCAUCGGGCGCAUUGGACAGCAAACCAUGAUGCAUGAUUCUGUGCCCACUGUCUACCGAUACAUGGAUCUGAUUAUCACAAGCGAUGAUGUGCAACAGUGCAAGCCUCAUGCCAGCAGGGUGUCAAAGCAUGCGUGCAUGUCCCUGGUGUAGCCAAACCGACAGCAAAACAUUAUGGAGAAGUUCUGAGAUGAACUGCCGCGCCUGAUCUCUCCAUGUGCUUGUAUGUAGAUCUGGGACUCGGCAGAGCUUGAAUCAUUAAUUUUGACAACCAUGAUACUUUUGAA
Molecule: messenger RNA, 2374 nt
Organism: Brachypodium distachyon (stiff brome)
Lineage: Eukaryota; Viridiplantae; Streptophyta; Magnoliopsida; Poales; Poaceae
Product: protein PIN-LIKES 6
Exons: 12
Coding region: 350-1648 (432 amino acids)
Biological process (GO): endoplasmic reticulum to cytosol auxin transport
Cellular component (GO): membrane
Source: RefSeq, a predicted model, not a curated record